This is a messenger RNA of Caenorhabditis briggsae, 438 nucleotides long. The record is from RefSeq and is a predicted model, not a curated record. Gene Ontology annotation, molecular function: DNA-directed RNA polymerase activity; DNA binding; protein dimerization activity. NCBI's taxonomy places the organism in Eukaryota, Metazoa, Nematoda, Chromadorea, Rhabditida, Rhabditidae. Gene Ontology annotation, cellular component: RNA polymerase I complex; RNA polymerase III complex. Bases 1 to 438 code for a protein of 145 amino acids. Gene Ontology annotation, biological process: DNA-templated transcription. The transcript has 3 exons.
AUGGGCAAGAAAAGCGAGAAAAAAGUCGUCGAAGAAACCAUGGAAGUCGAUGAGCAGCCAGCGGUAGAGCCAGAAGCAGUGCCAGAAGAAGAGCCAGAAGUUGAGGAUGAAGACUUGAACGUGCCAAAGAAAAAGAAAAUGGAAAUUCUUGAUCCAAAAAGCUUCGAACAAGAUCCAUCGAAUUUGACGCUCAUUUUGUACGAGGAAGAUCACACUAUUGGAAACUCGAUCAAGCAUAUUCUCAGCAGAAUGGAUGAAGUUGAAUUCUGUGGUUACAACGUUCCACAUCCGCUCGAGGAUAAAAUUUUGUUCAGAGUGCAGACAAAAGAUGGAAUCAAUGCUCUAGAAGUUUUGGUUAAAGCAUUCGAGAGUGUCGAGCAAGUUUUUUCAACGAUUAGAGGGAAAUUCGAAGCCGCCUACGAGAAGAGUAUCGCCUAA